This is a messenger RNA of Neopelma chrysocephalum (saffron-crested tyrant-manakin), 3388 nucleotides long. It is a transcript of the gene LSM14A, whose product is annotated as LSM14A, mRNA processing body assembly factor. Gene Ontology annotation, cellular component: P-body. Gene Ontology annotation, biological process: P-body assembly; cytoplasmic stress granule assembly. The record is from RefSeq and is a predicted model, not a curated record. Gene Ontology annotation, molecular function: mRNA binding. The coding region runs from base 214 to 1605 and encodes 463 amino acids. Lineage: Eukaryota; Metazoa; Chordata; Aves; Passeriformes; Pipridae. The transcript has 10 exons.
CGGCGGCCAUGUUGGGAGCCGCGGGGCGCGGGCCGUGCUGAGGCUCCGCCGGGGCCGCGCUGGGCGCUGCGUUUAUCGGGGAGCGGCGCUCGGGGCCGCGCAGGAACAGCGCCUGCCGCGCCUCUGCGCCGGGGUCGCUGGGCGGCCGGUGCCCGGCUGGAGGAGCGCUCGGCGGGGGGGGAGGAGGGGUGUCCCUGACCGAGGAGCAGCGCCAUGAGCGGGGGGACGCCCUACAUCGGGAGCAAGAUCAGCCUCAUCUCCAAGGCCGAGAUCCGCUAUGAGGGGAUCCUGUACACCAUCGACACCGAGAACUCCACGGUGGCGCUGGCCAAGGUUCGCUCCUUUGGCACAGAGGACAGACCGACGGACAGACCCAUCCCCCCUCGCGAUGAGGUCUUCGAGUACAUCAUAUUCCGUGGCAGUGACAUUAAAGACCUGACUGUCUGUGAGCCACCAAAGCCUCAGUGCUCUUUGCCACAGGACCCUGCUAUUGUUCAGUCCUCUCUAGGAUCCUCGAGCAGCUCUUCGUUCCAGUCGGUGGGCUCGUACGGCCCCUUCGGCAGGAUGCCGGCCUACAGCCAGUUCAGCCCCAGCCCGCUCGUGGGCCAGCAGUUCGGGGCUGUUGGAGUCGCAGGAGGUUCUUUAACAUCUUUUGGAACAGACUCUUCGGCCAGUGCCAGCAUGUCCCAAAGCACUGCAGUUGGUUCUGCAUUUACAACAGAUGCAAGAUCCCUAAAAACACAGAUGUCUCAAGGUCGUUCAAGCCCUCAGAUGGAUCACUUGAGAAGGAGCCCCACCAUGGAACAAGCAGUACAAACAGCUUCAGCCCACCUGCCCACCCCAGCACCAGUGGGGAGGAGGAGUCCUGUCCCAACCAGACCUUUGGUGUCUGCUGGCCAGAAAUCCUUGGAGAACCAAGAGCACCGACGAGCUGAAGCACACAAGGUUUCAAGAUCAGAAAAUGAACUCAGAAAUGAAAACAAACGACAAAUUGUUCCAGGUGCACCCUCAGCACGGAGAGGCCGCGGAGGCCACAGGGGGGGCCGAGGAAGAUUUGGUAUUAGGAGGGAUGGUCCAAUGAAGUUUGAGAAGGACUUCGACUUUGAAAGUGCAAAUGCACAAUUCAACAAGGAGGAAAUUGAUAGAGAAUUUCAUAAUAAACUUAAAUUAAAAGAAGAUAAACUUGAGAAACCAGAGAAGCCUGUAAAUGGAGAAGACAAAGGUGACUCAGGUGUCGAUACCCAAAACAGCGAAGGGAAUGCCGAUGAGGAGGAUCCACUUGGACCCAACUGCUACUAUGACAAAACCAAAUCCUUCUUUGAUAACAUUUCCUGUGAUGACAAUAGGGAACGGCGACCCACCUGGGCCGAGGAGAGGAGGUUGAACGCGGAGACCUUCGGCAUCCCCCUGCGCCCCAACCGCGGCCGCGGCGGCUACCGGGGCAGGGGCGUCAUCGGCUUCCGAGGUGGGAGGGGACGAGGAGGAGGAGGAGGAAGAGGCUCCUUCCCUGCCCCCCGAGGCUUCCGCGGUGGAUUCAGAGGAGGUCGUGGAGGCAGGGAGUUUGCUGACUUUGAAUAUAGGAAAGACAACAAAGUUGCUGCGUAGUCUACAAGAAAGCUGAAACCGGGUGAACGUCUAGAUCUUCUUGAUUCAGAGAAUUAGUUUUGAUCUCUGCAGAGAAUGAAGUUAAUUUGCUGUAUACUUGUCACCAGCACUGGGAUUUAACUAUUUAAUUUCAAAGGGGUGUAAUGCAGUUACUUUUGAAAAAUGGCCAUCUUUGAAAACAGUGAGCAUUAAAUAUAUUUGAGACAGAAGGAUGAGUAAUUUCUUAUGUAUAGUUAAUUAUAAGCAGUACUUCGAUGGAGUUUAAGUAUUUUUUCAUCACUGAAAGGAUUUUUCUUAUUACUAAACUGUAUUUGAUAAUUGCUUCAAGUUGUAAGGACAAUUGUAUGCAGAAGGCCGUCGAUACUGUGAGUGUUUUGACCCACUGAAGGUUGUUUUUUGGAAAUCCUGUAAUAUCCCUUUUGAGGUAGUUGUACUUGUAUCAACUAGGGUGCUGGACAGUAGAAAACUUGCUUUGUCAGUCAGAUAUGUACACACAGUAAAUACUGUUUCUUAGGCAAAGGAAAGUUUUUAUAUAGUUGUAAAAUUCCAUUAUAUCCCAUUGCCAAAGAAACAUUACAAACUUUGUAUAGCUGUAUAAAAAGCAACUAAUUUUUUAAAGAAUAAACAUUUUUAAGUCGGCAAACAUACUGUGUUAUUGCAGAAGUUGAUAUGCUGAAGAACACUGAAGUAGUUGGGUUUUUUUCUUUAGCAGCUUUUCAGGCUUAAAUGUUUGAUUUUAUAUUUGGACUAUAAUGAAGUUUUGAAAAUGUUCUUCCAUUACACAAAACUGGAUACACGCUUCACUGCUCUUGCAAGAAUUUGAUUUUGUAGUUUCUGGCAUAUCACAGGAUUUGACCAAGUUAAGGAGAUAUUUUCAAAAAAGGAGAAAAGGAAUUUUCAUAUGUCAAGAUUUGCAAUUAAUUUUACUUAGUGAGAAAUAUUAACUUUUUUUAAUAAUGGGCCAGGCACGUGAGUUGGUGAUUCUCCUGGAGUGCCUGGGAAGAAAGUCUGUCUCCAUUUGUCAAUUCUUGAAAUGUUAACUUUGUUGUAAUACCUGUAGACAUGAGCAAUUUAAAGAAUUCUUAGUGUUUGAAGUUGUUUGCAUUUUGAUAGACCGUAGCUUGGAGACAGUGAGACUCUGGUUGUGAGACUGCCAGGUCACAAAUGACAGAGUAUGGACUUCUGGCUAAUUCUGGAUGAGUAGUUACAACUUUGAUAUGCUGAAAUAGAAACCUGGUCAUUUGUGUCUGUGUAUGUAAAAAUGAAGGCCACAGGAAUAAAGGGAUCCAAAGAUUACAUCACUUUGAUCUAAUUUGCUGAUUUUUUAAUUUUUUUUUUUUACUUAAAAAUGUUCAGUGGUGAUAAAGAUGUGGAAAACUGCACUGUUGAAAAAUUGGAAUAUUUAAAAGUGGUUGAUAGAAUCUUAAUUUUAUAACUUUUGUAUAGCACUACAAGGAAGUAUUUUGUAAUUGGUUUCCUUAUUAAGGUCAAGUAUUUGACAGCUGUAGAAGUUAGGUAAUAUUGUUUAGUAAUGUUUUUUGCAUGUUAACAACUGCCUUUUGGGAUCCACAAGUCAUGAUUCUGAACACCUGUUGAGGUUUUUGACCGUAGAGGCAAGUGCUGUCCUGUUGCAAUAACUCUUUACUGUCUGAGGUGUUCCAGCUGUAAAUACCGGGCCGGGAGCUGCGGCCGGGGCCAAGCCUGGGUGUCCCUGCCGCGCCCGGCCAGGCUUUCUGUUUUUUUUUUUUUUUUAUUUUAAACCAGAAUAAACUGUUCAAUAGAA